AUGACUGGGACAGGCUUGGCCCGGGGAGACCCUGUACUUGACGUGGCCUACAAAUGGCAGGUCCUGAGCUUGGAGGUGGGCAAACGCAUCUUCUUCAGGACUGAGAACCAGGUCACCUUUUACAUGAUGGCCUGUGUGAUCAAGGAGGUGCCGAUGAACGUCAGGGGCACGGGUGCCUACAACUCGGCUCACUUCCAGGAUGAGUUCAUACAGGCGCUCAAGGCGUGGACGGCGAACGACCAUGCGGUGCUGCUUCACAACAGGCCGGCCAAUAUGAAGGUCAAGCCCACGGCCAAGAGUGCCAUGAAGGUCAAGCCCGCGGCCAAGAGUGCCAUGAAGGCCAAGCCCGCAAUGAAGGUCCCCGCGGCCAUGAAUGCCAUGAAUUGA
Messenger RNA from Effrenium voratum, 387 nucleotides. Lineage: Eukaryota; Dinophyceae; Suessiales; Symbiodiniaceae. The record is from the annotation of a GenBank genome assembly.